AUGUCAAGGAAGAAAUUUAGUGCGUUAGAAAUCACUCUGAUUGUCCUCUUUAUUAUAGUUACUAUAAUAGCUAUUGCCCUAGUUGCUGUUUUAGCAACGAAGACACCUGCUGUUGAAGGAAGUACUGAUUCUACUUCAGAUCCAGUGACCACGCGUUCAACCACAGCGACCACUCAGUCAACCACUGUGAAUCCUGGUUCAGGAAAAUGUCCAAGUGAACUAAAUGAGCCUAUCAAUGAGAGAAUAAACUGCAUUCCAGAUCAAUUCCCAACAAAGGCCAUUUGUCAACUGCGAGGUUGCUGCUGGAGGCCGUGGAAUAAUUCUGUUAUACCUUGGUGUUUCUUUGCAAAUAACCAUGGCUAUAAUGCUGAGGAAAUUAAAACAACAAAUACUGGACGUGAAGCCAAAUUAAACAGGAUUCCUUCACCUACAGUAUUUGGAAGUGACAUUAACAGUGUUACCCUGACAACUCAAAAUCAGACACCCAAUCGCUUCCGGUUCAAGAUUACUGAUCCAAAUAAUAGAAGAUAUGAAGUUCCUCAUCAGUUUGUAAAAGAAUUUACUGGAACUGCAGCUUCUAAUACAUUGUAUGAUGUACAAGUUACAGAAAAUCCAUUUGGCAUAAAAGUUAUUAGAAAAAGCAAUAAAAAAACUUUGUUUGACACCAGUAUUGGUCCCUUGGUAUACUCUGACCAGUAUUUACAGAUCUCAACCAGACUUCCCAGUGAAUAUAUGUAUGGUUUGGGGGAACAUAUUCAUAAGAGAUUUCGUCAUGAUUUGUAUUGGAAAACGUGGCCAAUUUUUACCAGGGAUCAACUUCCUGGUGAUAAUAAUAAUAAUUUAUAUGGCCAUCAAACAUUCUUCAUGUGCAUUGAAGAUACUUCUGGAAAGUCAUUUGGUGUUUUCUUAAUGAACAGCAAUGCAAUGGAGGUUUUCAUCCAGCCUACUCCUAUCGUAACUUACAGAGUUACUGGUGGCAUUCUGGACUUUUACAUCUUUCUAGGGGAUACACCAGAACAAGUAGUUCAACAGUAUCAAGAGCUCAUUGGACGACCAGCAAUGCCAGCAUAUUGGAAUUUUGGGUUUCAACUGAGUAAAUGGAAUUAUAAAUCACUUGAUGUAGUGAAAGAAGUGGUAAAAAGAAAUCGGGAAGCUGGCAUACCAUUUGAUACACAGGUCACUGAUAUUGAUUAUAUGGAAGACAAGAAAGACUUUACUUAUGAUAAAGUUACAUUUAAUGGGCUCCCUGAAUUUGUUCAAGAUUUGCAUGAUCAUGGCCAGAAAUAUGUCAUCAUCUUGGAUCCUGGAAUUGCCAUAAGUAGUCGUGCCAAUGGAGCACCAUAUGAAACCUAUCAGAGGGGAAAUGAACAAAACGUGUGGGUAAAGGAGUCCGAUGGGACUACAACGAUUAUUGGAGAGGUAUGGCCUGGAUUAUCAGUAUACCCUGAUUUCACUAAUCCAAGCUGCAUAGAGUGGUGGGCAAAUGAAUGUAAUAUUUUCCAUCAAGAAGUGAAAUAUGAUGGACUUUGGAUUGACAUGAAUGAAGUUUCCAGCUUUGUUCAAGGUUCAACAAAAGGAUGCAAUGACAACAAAUGGAAUUAUCCACCUUUUACUCCUGAUAUUCUUGACAAACUCAUGUAUUCCAAAACAAUUUGCAUGGAUGCUGUGCAGACCUGGGGAAAACAGUAUGAUGUUCACAGCCUCUAUGGAUACAGCAUGGCUAUAGCCACAGAGAAAGCUGUACAAAAAGUUUUCCCUAAUAAGAGAAGCUUUAUUCUCACCCGGUCAACUUUUGCUGGAUCUGGAAGCCAUGCUGCACAUUGGUUAGGAGAUAAUACUGCUUCAUGGGAACAAAUGGAAUGGUCUAUCACAGGAAUGCUGGAGUUUGGUUUGUUUGGAAUGCCGAUGGUUGGAGCAGAUAUCUGUGGAUUUGUGGUUAAUACAACAGAAGAGCUCUGCAGAAGAUGGAUGCAACUUGGGGCAUUCUAUCCAUUUUCCAGAAACCAUAAUGCUGAUGGAUAUGAGCAUCAAGAUCCAGCAUUUUUUGGACAAAACUCUCUUUUGGUUAAUUCAUCAAGGCACUAUUUGAAUAUUCGUUAUACUUUAUUACCUUUCCUCUACACCCUGUUUUAUAAGGCCCAUAAGUUUGGAGAAACAGUAGCAAGGCCAUUUCUUCAUGAGUUUUAUGAAGAUACAAAUAGCUGGGUUGAAGACACUCAGUUCUUGUGGGGCCCCGCAUUGCUUAUUACCCCAGUCUUGAAACAGGGAGCAGAUACAGUGAGUGCAUACAUCCCUGAUGCUACUUGGUAUGAUUAUGAAACUGGUGCAAAAAGACCAUGGAGGAAACAACGUGUUAAUAUGUAUCUUCCAGGAGACAAAAUAGGGUUACAUCUUAGAGGAGGUUAUAUUAUCCCCAUUCAGCAACCUGCUAUAACUACAACUGCAAGCCGAAAGAACCCUCUAGGACUUAUAGUUGCAUUAGAUGAACAGAACAGAGCAAAAGGAGACUUUUUCUGGGAUGAUGGAGAAACUAAAGAUACCAUAGAAAAGGGCAACUACAUUUUGUACUCGUUUUCCGUUUCUAAUAACAAGUUAGAUAUCCACUGCACACAUUCAUCAUACCAAGAUGGAACCCUUCUAGCGUUUGAGACUAUUAAAGUCCUUGGGCUCACAGACAGCGUUACGGAAGUUACAGUGAUGGAAAACAAUCAACCAGUGCAAACCCACAGCAAUUUCACUUAUAAUGCUUCCAACAAGAGUCUCCUAAUUUACAAUCUCAAGUUUAACCUUGGAAAAAACUUUACCGUUCAAUGGACUCAACAUUUCUCAGAAAAUGAAAGAUUUAAUUGUUACCCAGAUGUAGAACCUGCAACCGAGGAGAGCUGCAAACAACGUGGCUGUCUAUGGCAAACGACUACAUCCAGCGCACCUCAGUGUUUCUUCCCUAAAAGUGACUCGCCUUAUUUAGUCACUUCAACUGAGUAUUCAUCAAUGGGUGUAACCGCCGACCUCAAGCUGAAUACUGCAAACGUUCGAAUAAAGCUGCCUUCUGAACCCAUCUCAACUCUUCGUGUGGAAGUGAAAUAUCACAAAAAUGACAUGCUGCAAUUCAAGAUUUAUGAUCCAAAAAAUAAGAGAUAUGAAGUUCCAGUACCAUUAAACAUUCCAACCACGCCAACAAGUACUUAUGAAAAUAGACUUUAUGAUGUUGAAAUCAAGGAAAAUCCUUUUGGCAUCCAGAUUCGACGGAGAAGCACAGGAAGAAUUAUCUGGGAUUCUCACCUACCUGGGUUUACUUUUAAUGACCAGUUCAUUCAAAUAUCUACUCGCCUGCCAUCAGAAUAUAUAUAUGGUUUUGGGGAAGUGGAACACAGGUCAUUUAAGCGAGAUCUAAACUGGCACACUUGGGGAAUGUUCACAAGAGACCAACCCCCUGGUUAUAAACUAAAUUCCUAUGGAUUUCAUCCCUAUUACAUGGCUUUGGAAGAUGAGGACCAUGCUCAUGGAGUUCUCUUACUUAACAGCAAUGCAAUGGAUGUUACAUUUCAGCCAACUCCUGCUCUAACUUACCGCAUAAUCGGAGGAAUCUUGGAUUUUUAUAUGUUUUUGGGCCCAACUCCAGAAGUUGCAACAAAGCAAUACCAUGAAGUAAUUGGCCUACCAGUCAUGCCACCUUAUUGGGCUUUGGGAUUCCAAUUAUGUCGUUAUGGGUAUAAAAAUACUUCAGAUGUUCAGCAAGUAUAUGAAGAUAUGAGGAGUGCUCAGAUACCCUAUGAUGUUCAAUACACAGACAUUGAUUACAUGGAAAGGCAACUAGACUUCACAAUUGGUAAAGAAUUCCAAGAUCUUCCUCAGUUUGUUGACAAAAUAAGAAAUGAAGGAAUGAAAUACAUUAUUAUCCUGGAUCCAGCAAUUUCAGGAAAUGAAACGAAGCCUUACCCUGCAUUUGAUAGAGGACAGGAGAAAGAUGUCUUUAUCAAAUGGCCUAAUACCAGUGAUAUCUGUUGGGCAAAGGUUUGGCCAGAUUUACCUAAUAUAACAAUAAAUGGAAGUCUGACUGAAGAUGAAGCUGUUAAUGUUACAAGAGCUCAUGUAGCUUUUCCAGAUUUCUUCAGGAAUUCCACAGCAGAGUGGUGGGAACAGGAAAUUAUAGAUUUCUACAAUAACCAGAUGAAGUUUGAUGGCUUGUGGAUUGAUAUGAAUGAACCAUCAAGUUUUGUAAAUGGAGCAACUACUUACCAAUGCAGAAGUAAAGAGCUAAAUUUCCCACCUUAUAUCCCAGCACUCACAAAAAGAACUGAGGGAUUACAUUCCAGAACUAUGUGUAUGGAAACCGAGCAGCGACUUAGUGAUGGAUCGCCAAUUUCACAUUACAACGUUCACAAUCUAUAUGGAUGGUCGCAAAUGAAACCUACUUAUGAUGCAUUGCAGAGGGCCACUGGCAAAAGAGGAAUUGUUAUAUCUCGUUCCACAUAUCCAACUUCUGGGCGAUGGGGGGGACACUGGCUUGGAGACAACUAUGCACAAUGGGACAACUUGGACAAGUCGAUCAUUGGUAUGAUGGAAUUUAGUCUCUUUGGAAUAUCAUAUACUGGAGCAGAUAUCUGUGGUUUUUUCAAUGAUUCGAACUAUCACCUCUGUGCCCGCUGGAUGCAACUUGGAGCAUUUUAUCCAUACUCACGAAAUCACAAUGUUGCGGGCACUAGGAGACAAGAUCCUGCUUCCUGGAAUCAAACUUUUUCUGAAAUGUCAAGGAACAUUUUAAAUAUAAGAUACACUUUAUUGCCCUACUUCUAUACACAGAUGCAUGAGAUUCAUGCUCAUGGUGGCACUGUUAUACGACCUCUUUUGCAUGAGUUCUAUAAUGAUAAGAAAACCUGGGACGUAUUCAAGCAGUUCUUGUGGGGCCCGGCAUUUAUGGUUACCCCUGUACUGGAACCUAAUAAGACUGUUGUAGAAGGCUACGUCCCUAAUGCUCGGUGGUUUGAUUACCAUACGGGGCAAGAUAUUGGUGUCAGAGGAACGUUUAAGGAGUUUGAUGCUCCCUUCGAUAAAAUUAACCUUCAUGUUCGUGGUGGUUACAUCCUGCCAUGUCAAGAGCCUGAUCUAAACACGUUUCACAGUCGACAGAAUUACAUGAAACUCAUUGUUGCUGCAGAUGAUAACCAGAUGGCACAAGGAUCUCUGUUUUGGGAUGAUGGAGAGACUAUAGACACCUAUGAAAAAGACCUAUAUUUCUUGGUACAAUUUAAUUUAAACAAGACCACCUUGACAAGCACUAUAUUGAAAAGUGGUUACAUAAACACAAAUGAAAUGAGGCUAGGAUUCAUCAACAUAUGGGGUAUAGGAAUGAUUUCUGUUAAUGAGGUUAAUCUCAUAUAUAAAGGAAAUAAAGAGUCACUUAAAUUUACCUAUGAACCAAAUAUGAAGAUAUUAAAUAUCAAUCUGACAGUGAAUAAUGUUGUUCUAGAUGAACCAAUAGAAAUCAAUUGGUCAUGA
This is a messenger RNA of Miniopterus natalensis, 5499 nucleotides long. RefSeq names its product sucrase-isomaltase (gene SI). Gene Ontology annotation, molecular function: alpha-1,4-glucosidase activity; carbohydrate binding. NCBI's taxonomy places the organism in Eukaryota, Metazoa, Chordata, Mammalia, Chiroptera, Miniopteridae. The record is from RefSeq and is a predicted model, not a curated record. Gene Ontology annotation, biological process: carbohydrate metabolic process.